Molecule: messenger RNA, 657 nt
Organism: Trichoderma gamsii
Lineage: Eukaryota; Fungi; Ascomycota; Sordariomycetes; Hypocreales; Hypocreaceae
Exons: 1
Coding region: 1-657 (218 amino acids)
Source: RefSeq, a predicted model, not a curated record
AUGGAAGACCCUCCUUCAUACUACUGCAGCAACUUUGUCAGCAGCCCCACGCCCAGCGAGCAAGAGGAAUUCCUCUCACCGACAACUCUCUAUGUAGCUGGUCGCUUCAUUCACUCGGCUGGCCCCCCCGCGCCGCCACUAUACGAGCUCUCUCACUCGGUGGGCUUUCUCAAAGACACAGAUCGCAAUGUGCGCAUAGAGAGGCUGGACUACUCAGUGAAACGGCGAGAAGGCGAGGCCCAGAUUGCGGCGCGGAGGAGGCACAUUUAUGACUUGAAGCAUCCCGUACGAGUCACCUGCCCGACAUUCCCGUAUCAUGCAGAGCCCACAUCACGGAAGAGUCUCUGUACUUUUGGGCUGGAGAGCUUUCGGCCAAAGAAAUUGUCGUCUACCAGGGGCUAUCGCAUUCGCCGCGCAACACACUCGCUUGAUCAUCAGUUGGUACGCCGAAAUGUUCUCUUUUCAGCUGUUCCCGCCAGGGACAAAGCUGUUCGAUAUGAAUGGAGCGAUGCAGAAGGCCAGCUGGUAGCACGAGAGGUGGACAUGAGCGAUCUGAUGACAUUAGUGAUCAGUGCUAUGAUGAGUACUGGCGAGAGAGAUGCGCUGGUCUCAGCGUGGAUGUCAAGGAUAUGGGCUGAGCUUGCAAAAAAGCAGUGA